Molecule: messenger RNA, 408 nt
Organism: Bipolaris zeicola 26-R-13
Lineage: Eukaryota; Fungi; Ascomycota; Dothideomycetes; Pleosporales; Pleosporaceae
Exons: 3
Coding region: 1-408 (135 amino acids)
Source: RefSeq, a predicted model, not a curated record
AUGCAGCCGGGUUACCCAAGACCACGUGACAUCGCCUUAUCGUCAAAAAAACCGCGCGUCACCGUUCGCUGCUAUGACUUGGAAAUGCGCCCAACCGCUGACGGUCUUGGACUGUCGUUGCUAUUCCAAGCGCAUGUGACGAAUGUGUUGACGAAAGAUAGCGCCAACGCCCAAUAUCAUCACCGCUCAUCUUAUCACGCCUCCUUGACGAGUCGUAUCGUGCUCUUCAGCAUGUGGUUAUUGUCAUCAUCGUCGGACCCAACCCGAAACAUCCGCUCAGAUCUUCUCGCGUGUGUCGAAAUGGUUGGGAUACGCAGGGGCUCCCGGCGCCGCCUCGCACAAACAAGCUUUACCGGCCCUUCUAGGGUUUUCAGCCUCUUGUUUGCCACCCUCCGACACCACCAUUAA